This is a messenger RNA of Polistes dominula (European paper wasp), 4370 nucleotides long. RefSeq names its product FLII actin remodeling protein (gene fliI). NCBI's taxonomy places the organism in Eukaryota, Metazoa, Arthropoda, Insecta, Hymenoptera, Vespidae. Gene Ontology annotation, biological process: barbed-end actin filament capping; actin filament severing; myofibril assembly. Gene Ontology annotation, molecular function: actin filament binding; phosphatidylinositol-4,5-bisphosphate binding. The record is from RefSeq and is a predicted model, not a curated record. Gene Ontology annotation, cellular component: actin cytoskeleton; cytoplasm; nucleus.
AUAUAGUGUCCGGUGCAAAUCUGCAAUUUAUGAUCCGUUUAUAACCUAGGUUUAAUCUAUGAUUAUUAUUUUAAUUAAGUAUACUUGUAGAAGUAUAUGUCAAUCAAAAUAAUAUUAACAUUUGCACAUGAAUUUUCAUGUAUUAACUGUUAAAUACAAUAUUACAAAAAACAAUUAAAUCAUUUUUUAUGAAGAGUAAUUUUUACAGAAUAUAACCUAAGUUUAAAAUACAAUAAUAAUAAAGUAGUUUCCAGUGGCAUGCAGCAAUAUUAUAUACUAAUAAUAUAAAUAAUAUAUAUGUACAUAUAAAUAUAUACAAGGUAAAAAAAACGAUUGCAUUUUGAGAACCAUGGCAAAUACAGGAGUUUUACCUUUUGUUCGAGGAGUUGAUUUUAGCUGUAAUGAUUUUGGUGAUGGUAAAUUUCCUGAAUCGGUACGUCUGAUGACAGGAAUACAAUGGUUGAAAUUAGAUAAAACCAAUUUAACUGAAAUUCCUGAAGAAAUGGGUAAAUUAUUAAAACUGGAACAUCUUUCACUUGUUAAAAAUAAAUUGGAACGUUUAUACGGUGAAUUGACAGAACUGGGAUGUCUUAGAACAUUAAACAUUCGACACAAUAAUGUCAAGUCUAGCGGUAUACCAGCAGAAUUAUUUCAUUUAGAGGAAUUGACAACGUUAGAUCUAAGCCAUAAUAAUUUAAAAGAAGUACCUGAAGGUCUAGAAAGAGCACGUUCUUUACUCAAUUUAAAUCUGAGUUAUAAUCAUAUUGAAACAAUUCCGAAUACGCUUUUUAUUCACUUAACAGACCUAUUAUUUUUGGAUCUGAGUAAUAAUCAAUUGGAAACAUUACCACCUCAAACCAGACGUUUAGCAAAUUUACAGACAUUAAAUUUAAAUCAUAAUCCUUUAGGACAUUUUCAAUUGAGGCAACUUCCAUCGUUAAUGAAUUUAACAACAUUGCAAAUGCGUGAUACUCAACGCACAUUAAAUAAUAUUCCAUCGAGUCUUGAAACUCUAACGAAUUUACAAGAAUUAGAUUUAUCACAAAACAGUUUACCAAGAGUGCCUGAUGCUUUGUAUUCACUUUCAAAUUUACGUAGAUUAAAUUUAAAUGAUAAUCAAAUAUCAGAAUUAUCUACAGCUAUUGAAUUAUGGACGAAAUUAGAAAUAUUAAAUGUAUGUAGAAAUAAAUUAACUGCCAUACCUGCAUCCAUUUGCAAAAUUUCAACUUUAAGAAGAUUAUAUUUAAAUGAUAAUGAAAUAGAUUUCGAAGGUAUUCCUUCUGGAAUUGGUAAAUUGUCAUCUCUUCAAGUAUUUUCAGCUGCUAAUAAUCAUUUGGAAAUGAUACCUGAAGGAUUAUGCAGAUGUGGCUCGUUAAAAAAAUUAAUAUUAACGUCAAAUCGAUUAAUAACCGUACCAGAUGCAAUACAUCUUCUUACUGAUUUGGAACAAUUGGAUCUAAGAGAUAAUCCAAAUUUAGUAAUGCCACCAAAACCAACUGAGGUACAAAGAGGAUCGGGAAUUGAAUUUUAUAAUAUUGAUUUUUCUUUGCAACAUCAAUUAAGACUUGCCGGUGCAAAUGUACCUGUACCGGUACAAACAGCUAAUAGUAGCAAAGAUCCGAUAGCUCGUAAAAUGAGAUUGAGAAGAAAACGUGAUCAAGAAGAGGCUGAUCAAGAUCAAGCUAAAAUAUUAAAGGGUAUGAAAGAUAUUGCAAAAGAGAAAAACAAAGAUAAAGAAUGUGACGAUACUAAAGCUGAGUCAUUAAAGCCUAAAAGAUGGGAUGAAACUUUAGAAAAACCACCUUUGGAUUAUUCCGAAUUUUUUGAUGAUGAUGCAGGACAAAUACCAGGUUUAUCUAUAUGGGAAAUAGAAAAUUUUUUACCUAACGAAAUAGAGGAAGUAGCUCAUGGUAAAUUUUAUGAAGGUGAUUGUUACAUCGUAUUAAAAACGAGUAUCGAUGAAAGCGGAUCAUUGAAUUGGGCAAUAUACUUCUGGAUAGGAGAAAAAGCAACGUUGGACAAAAGAGCUUGCGCUGCAAUACAUGCUGUAAAUUUACGCAAUUAUCUUGGAGCACAGUGUCGUACCAUUAGGGAAGAACAGGGUGAUGAAUCGGAUGAGUUUCUUAUACUUUUUGAUUCUGAAAUAACUUAUAUCGAAGGUGGUCGUACUUCUUCUGGAUUUUAUACGGUGGAAGAUACUCCUGCAGUAACACGUUUAUAUCGAGUACAUGCAGCAGGAGCUUCUAUUCAUCUAGAACCAGUACCAGUUUGUUUUGAAUCUUUAGAUCCUUGUUAUGUUUUCGUGCUGGACACAGGAAAUAAAAUAUUUAUGUGGUAUGGGAAAAAAGCCAAAAGUACAUUAAAAUCCAAAGCUAGAUUAAUGGCUGAGAAGAUCAAUAAAAAUGAAAGAAAAAACAAAGCUGAAAUAAUAACAGAAGUUAUGAAUUUAGAAUCAGAAGAUUUCUUGUUGCAAUUAGGUGUAGAGAAUACUGCGGAAACUAAAACUAUUAUUGAACAUGUAGAUCCAGAUUUUGUACCAGUGACACCACGUUUGUAUCAAGUUCAACUCGGUAUGGGAUAUUUGGAAUUACCACAAGUUGAAGUGCCUCAUGGAAAAUUGGCUAACACUCUUUUAAAUAAUCGCAAUGUUUAUAUCUUAGAUUGUUAUCUUGAUGUGUAUGUUUGGUUUGGAAAGAAAUCAACUAGAUUGGUAAGAGCUGCUGCUGUAAAACUAUCUCAAGAAUUAUUUAAUAUGAUUGAAAGACCAGAAUAUGCUAUGGUUACGAGAUUACAAGAAGGCACAGAAUCUCAGGUCUUUAAAUCAAAGUUUACUGGCUGGGAUGAAGUUAUAGCAGUUGAUUUUACAAGAACUGCAGAAUCAGUUGCCAAAACUGGUGCUGAUCUUACUAAAUGGGCCAAACAACAAGAAACAAAGGCAGAUUUAGCUGCACUUUUCAUGCCACGACAACCAGCAAUGUCAGCUGCUGAAGCACAACAACUUAUGACAGAAUGGAACGAUGAUUUAGAAGGAAUGGAAGCUCUGGUAUUGGAAGGAAGAAAAUUUGUACGUUUACCAGAAGAAGAACUCGGUCAUUUUUAUAGUGGUGACUGUUAUGUUUUCUUGUGUCGUUACUGGAUGCCAUCAGACGUAGCAGAAAAUGAAGAUGGCGAUGAGCAAUACGAAGAUGAUUAUCAAUUUACUGCAUAUUUUUGGCAAGGUAGAGAUGCCGGUAAUAUGGGCUGGCUCACAUUUACGUUUAGUUUACAAAAGAAAUUUAAAUCAUUGUUUCGUGAUAAAUUAGAAGUAGUUAGAACGCAUCAACAACAAGAGAAUUUAAAAUUUAUGGCAUAUUUCAAAAGAAAAUUUAUAAUUCACCAAGGCAAACGUAAACAGCCUAAAAUUCCUGGUACAAGUAAAGUCGAAUUUUAUCAUUUAAGAAGUAAUGGUAGUGCAUUAUGUACCAGAUUAAUACAAAUACAAGCGGAUUCCAGUUUAUUAAAUCCAGCAUUUUGUUACAUUCUAAACGUACCAUUUAACAACGAUGACGAAACUGGUAUAGUUUAUGCAUGGAUUGGUUCUAAUGCUGACAGUGAUGAAGCACGUUUAAUUCAAGAAAUUGCUGAAGAAAUGUUUAACAAUCCUUGGAUUAGUUUGCAAGUAUUAAAUGAAGGUGAAGAACCGGAUAAUUUCUUUUGGGUUGCACUUGGUGGAAAGAAACCAUACGACACUGAUGCAGAUUUUAUGAAUUAUACAAGACUGUUUAGGUGCUCUAAUGAAAAAGGAUAUUUUACUAUUAGCGAAAAAUGCACUGACUUUUGCCAAGAUGAUUUAGCAGACGAUGAUAUAAUGAUAUUAGAUAAUGGUGAACAAGUGUUCCUCUGGUUAGGAACACGUUGUUCUGAAGUAGAAAUCAAGCUUGCAUAUAAAUCAGCUCAGGUGUAUAUACAACAUCUACGCGUUAAACAACCAAACAAACCACGUAAAUUAUUCCUCACCGCUAAAGGAAAAGAAUCACGAAGAUUUACUAAAUGUUUUCAUGCCUGGAGUCAUCAUAAAAGAACACCUCAAUAAAAGAAAAAAAAAAAACAAAAAAAUAAAUCUACGUGGAAAUAAAGACAGGUAUUGCUUAUUAAUUUUUAGCUUAAAAGAUGAGUGCAAUGUUAUAUUCUUAAUUUAUUAUAUUAUAAUUGCAACUAAAUUCAUCGUUUGAAUUUAGUCAUUGUAUCAGCAACAUGCAAGUGCCAGAAUUGAUAAUGUGAACUUAUUGCUAUAUUUUCUUUUUUUUUUUUUUUUCUUCUGUACAUUCUAAUGUGAUUUACUACUUUAUACUAUAAGCUAUAUAACGUAUGAAUUUAUUUAAAAAAAAAAA